Molecule: messenger RNA, 2131 nt
Organism: Corticium candelabrum
Lineage: Eukaryota; Metazoa; Porifera; Homoscleromorpha; Homosclerophorida; Plakinidae
Product: zinc finger protein 143-like
Exons: 3
Coding region: 322-1875 (517 amino acids)
Biological process (GO): regulation of transcription by RNA polymerase II
Cellular component (GO): nucleus
Molecular function (GO): DNA-binding transcription factor activity, RNA polymerase II-specific; RNA polymerase II cis-regulatory region sequence-specific DNA binding
Source: RefSeq, a predicted model, not a curated record
AAUCGCAGUCGAUGAUGUGGCGAGCAGUCGACGCGAUAACAAUCAAAGCGCCAAACAAGCUGCAAAGGCAACUAACAAGACAUUUCCAUGUGACGAGCGUGGGUGUGGCAAGGUGUUUAUGUCCGGCAACCAUUUGAAGGUUAUUCGCCGUGUUUGCUUACCUAACGGUCGAAGCUUGAGUGUAUUAUGAGAUAUUGCGGUCUGAGGAUUGAAAGUUGUAAUACACGUGAUGCUAUCAUUGCAUUGUGAUUGGAUAAUGGAGUCAUUGUAUUUGGUGGUAUCAUAUGGUUGUAGCAGGGGCGAGUGUUGUGACGGGUUGGGAUGCAGUGGUUGAGUGUUAUCCCGUUGUAUGGCUCUGGGAGUGGAGAGCGAUUGGAAACAAUCAACUCUUUUAUUGCUUCUUUGUGGACAUGUUUGAACAAACUGAUGUCUGUCCACCGGAGAAUUCACACGGGAGAAAAACCAUUCAUCUGCUCAUACUGCUCCAGAUCAUUCGCCACAAAUUACACCCUCAAAACACACGAACGGAUCCACACAGACGAUAAACCCUAUCAAUGCACGUCAUGCUCUAAAGCAUUCAGAACGUCGUCAGAUCUAUUGAAACACAGUCGAACUCAUACGGGAGACAAACCAUUUGAAUGUCGUCAUGAUGGGUGUGGAAAGCGUUUUAGAACGUCCAAUGCACUGAGAGUUCAUGAAAGACAUCACACCGGGGAGAGACCGUAUGUGUGUAAGGUGGCCGGUUGCAAACAGAAGUUUGCUAAUCCGGCAAACUUUAAAGCGCACGAGAGGAUCCAUACAGGAGUGAAACCAUACAAGUGUGAUCACCCAGGCUGCAACAAGACAUUCACCGAAUAUUCCAGUUGGUUCAAGCAUCGUGUCGUACACUCGGACUCUCGUCCAUAUCGCUGUGACAAAUGCGGCAAGCUCUAUCGACAGGUCUCCUCCCUCGCAUCUCACAAACGCAACUGCCACAGCAGUGAGCUUCCUCCUCACAUACAACUCACCAUCUCACAAGCAUUAGCCAGCCAACAGACUGACCCUGAGCCGGGCAGCAGCCUCGAAGUAAUGGGAACCGCAGACAUCCCUAUUGAUGACACUGAUCUUCCGGAUAUAUCAGACAGUGAACAACCAGACGAUGCCACAAAUUCAUUGUCUUCGGGUGGCAAACCAGCUACUAUUGAUGUCACCGGUAUGCCCUGCUCGUUGUCUUCACUCUCUGAUGUCCAGGGUGUCAACUUCCAGUGUGUCUACUCGCCUGACAUGUCGGUCUCGGGUGUCUCGUGGUGUAGAGCCCAGGAAUGUGCCUUGUAUACAGGCAGUCAGUCAUCAGUGUCGACGAUUGCCCCCUACAUGAUUGUACAGUCCUCUCCCACGUGUACUGGAUUCCCAUCUAUUUCCAAUAUUUCCACCAUGACCAAUUUAGACUUCAUCCCACCAUUGAUACCCACACCACAAAUAGCUUCCGUCUCUGGAAAUUCUAUCUUCUCGGCAUCCAGUAAUUCAAUCUUUUCGACGUCAUCUAAUUCCAUCUUUUCUGCACCUGGGAACUCUAUUUUUUCCUCGGCUGAUGAGACAACAUUCCACCACUCUUUUAGUCACUCACAUGACGUCACUAGUGACACCAUCGGAUUCCCAGUCCAUGCACUAAAUCGUGAUUUGACGCAUUCGUUGGAUGCAACAGCUCAGCUGCAAGUCGAUGCAAUAGUCCAGCAGUUGUCGAGUUCAGAUGCGCUGAACCCUCAUCAGCUGCUCAGUUCUGGAUCGGAUGCUGACUUGGUGGUGGCCAUGAAAAAUGGUGCACUCGAGUUGACAGUGAGCGAAGACGCAAGUAGGGAAGAAUUGCUGAAUGGAGAUGGUGGAGAUGACUUAUAGAUGCAACUGCAUGAUAGAUCAUUGUGUUGAACAGGUGGAAGGAAUGUUUAUUGACAGCAUGGACAGCAUGCAGAUACAACAGAGAUAUAUAUUAUUGUAUUUAUUUAUGGUGUUGUGAAGACUUACUAGGACUUGUGUGGUUUGUACAGCUGGGAGGGUGGAACAUGCCUGCAUGUCUCCUUGUUGUUAACUCGUUUGUCACAAUUGAAUGAUUCCUUGGGGUAUGCAUGCAUGGGUAAACAGAGUCACCUGUCCU